Molecule: messenger RNA, 546 nt
Organism: Cercopithifilaria johnstoni
Lineage: Eukaryota; Metazoa; Nematoda; Chromadorea; Rhabditida; Onchocercidae
Source: the annotation of a GenBank genome assembly
AUGCCCGGGUUGAGUUUUCUGUUGCAGACGGAAAUAGCUAAAAUGUGUCCAAAGGAGAAAGAUUUUUGCAUAACAAAAGCUCUACAGGGUCAAUGCUAUGGUAGUAGUGUGAGAGCAGAAACAUUGAAACGAACAUGUUCAUGCGCAUGUGAUGCUGUACAUUUCGAUCGAAUUCAAUCCUGUUGCAAAACAGUCGGCCGACGAGAAAUGGAAUUUUGCUUACCACUAUGUAGAUAUAAUACUACUUUGGAUGAACUUAAUUCUGGUUUGGGCUAUAAAUGUAUUUCUCAACUAACUACAUGGGCUUAUUGCGCUGCUGAUGUGAGCGAUAAUACGGCAUGUUGUAUGCAAAAAGGUAUCGUCCCAGAAUGUUUAAGCUUUUGCAAAGGUGAUGUACCAACUUGCGAUUUGCAAAGUCUUUUCACCUAUCAACCUUGCCUGAGAUAUAUUGAAACGAUCACUCAUUGUCAUAUGGAAAAUUUAUUCUCAAUGCCACGAUGGGAUCCAAAUUGGGCCGCUCGUUGUGAUUGGGAUGGAAGUGCUUGA